AUGGGCAACGUGGCCUGUGUCCCGCCGGCCCCCGGGAGGCUCCGGGGCUCCUUCGGCAGGAAGCCUUCCCUGAGGAAAGAGAAAGAUGGCAAGAAAAAGUUGCCCAGUUUCUUUGGCACUGAAGGAGGGCAGGAGAGAGACACGACCACAGACAAAAUUCUGCAGUAUAUUCCAGCAAAGAAUAUUCAGAACCAGGAAAACCAGAAAGAAAACUUGGACCAAAGGUUCCCCAGCCUGUUCAAGAAGGGGCGCAGGAAAACGGUCGUCAGGAACCUAGGGAAAAUCAUCUACUACUCCAAGGUCAAGUUUAAAUUCCAGCACUGCCAGGUAAGCUGUGGAAGCUGUUUGUGGGUAAAAUGCCCUGAAGUCUCCAAGGUAUCUCCAAGAUGUUUGUCCUUUCCGCAGGAGGUGAACGACUGCUACCUGGAGCUGUUUCAGUCCUACCUGUACUUUCAAUCCAUGGGCUCCAAUGGACUCACCUACCAGGGGCUGCUGCCUUUAAAAGAGCUGAACGUGUGUGAAAUUGCGAAUGUGAAGGGCCCCGAGGAACAUGCUUUCCGGAUUACAGGUCCCUUGCUGAAUCCUCUUAUCGUGUUCUGUCCUACUGAGUCGGAGCUGAAGCAGUGGCUUUAUCACCUGGAGAAGCAGAUCCAGCUAAAUGGAGGAAGCCUUGGCUUGCCCUUGCUCUCCCAGAGCGCCUGGAAGGGGAGCUCCCUGGGGAAGGAGGAGCUGCGCUGGUCUGUGCAGAACAGCCCCGUGCAGGAGUGGAGAGGGACCCAGCGGGAAUCCUUAGGCGAUGUCCUCUGCGUUUCCAAAGUGAAGCUCCAGCAUCUGCCUUUCCAGGAGCAGCACGACCGGCUCUUGGUCCUGUACCCCUCCACGCUGGUGAUAGUGUCUGAAGAGCGCAACAGCCUCUAUUUCAAGGGUGAGCUCCCACUGAACGCUGUCCAGGUGCGUUUCGACAAGAACGAGAAAACCUCCUUUUUAAUAGAAGGGCGACUGAUCAAUUCCAUCCGGGUGAUCUGCCCCAGCUAUGACGAUUACCAGGAGUGGCUCUACUGCCUCAAAACAGCCCAGUUCCGAAACGCCGACUCCUCCCUCUCCGGAUCCGAGAGCUUCUCGGGAUCGAAGCUGCUGCCCGUCGGCCCGUUUGCGGGCAGCGGGAGAGGGUCCCUGGCUUCCGAUGGCCGCACAAACUCCUGGACGUCCGGGGGGAAAGUGGCCACCUUGACACACGUCUCGCAGCCCGGCGGCCCCCUCGCCAACGGCCCGGCCUGCGCCCUCGUGCCGGAGAGCAGGGCGCUCCAAGAGCCGCUGAGCCCCGGCUAUUCCCAGCCUCUCCACCCGCACGGAUGGAGCGUGGUGGGAAGCCAGCGCUCGGCAGCCGGCGCCUCCCUGGAGAGGGCGGCUGUUCCGCGCUCCCCGCUCUACGCAGACCCCUACGCGCCCUGCAACGUGCCCGGCUCCAGCUUUCUGGAAGAGGUCUCUUCGCUGCGAGAGGAGCAUCGGGGCACCUCAUCACAGCCCCCAGGGGGGAACACCUACGACCUGCCGGAUCCCGGCUACGGGUACCGCGACUCCGCCGCUUACCACGACUACGCCGAGCUCCAGAGCUUCCAGAGCGACUUCAGCUACGACAACCUGUGGGAUGCGGAGGGCGGGGAGCCGGGGGCACCAAGGGGCUCCCCCGCAGCGAGCCAGCAGUUCUACCAGGCCUGA
Molecule: messenger RNA, 1719 nt
Organism: Tinamus guttatus (white-throated tinamou)
Lineage: Eukaryota; Metazoa; Chordata; Aves; Tinamiformes; Tinamidae
Source: RefSeq, a predicted model, not a curated record